AUGAGCUCAGAAGAGAUUGAUUGGAAUUCAUUAAUGGAAUCAAAUCUUAUAGAUAAACAAUCAUUAAAUCAUUUAAUUUUAAAUUAUUUAAUAUUUGAAGGUUAUGAAAAUUCCACAAUUAAAUUUGCCAAAGAAAUUGGUAUUAAUUUAGAUAAUGAAGUUGAUGAACAAGGAGAAGAAGGAGAAGAAGAUGAUGAACCUAUAAAGGCAAAUAUUAUAAUGGGAUUAAAUAGUAUUAAAAUUAGAAAUGAAAUUAAAUUAAAUAUAUUGAAUGGUGAAAUCCAAUUGGGGAUUAAUAAAUUAAAUUUAAAUUAUCCUGAUUUAUUAGAACAAAAUAAUUUUUUAUAUUUUAAAUUGUUGUUAUUAAAUUUAAUUGAAAUGAUUAGAAAAAAUCGUGAUUCUGAAACCUCAAUAAAAGAUGAUGAACCCACUGAAUUUAAUCAAGAAGAAUUUGUCCUUAAAAUUAUUAAAUUUGCACAAGAAAAAUUAACAAAUAAAGCUAUUAAAAAUGUUAAAUUUAUGGAAGAAUUAGAAUUAACAAUGACUUUAUUAUUAUAUUCAACAAAUGAUUCAAAUUUAUUACCAUUAAGAUUAAAUGAAUUAUUUGAAUUUAAAUUAAGAAGAGAUAUAGCAGAUUUAGUUAAUAAAUCAAUAUUAGUUAAUGAUUCAAAUAAUUUAAUUGAUUUAAAUUAUAAAAAAAAUUUUAUGAAAAAAAGGAAGCUACAACUACAAAUACUAGUAAUAAUGAUGAAAUUGAUAUUGAUGAUGAUGAAGAUGGAUUAA
Hansenula ciferrii is the source of this 783-nucleotide messenger RNA. Its product is annotated as glucose-induced degradation complex subunit GID8. NCBI's taxonomy places the organism in Eukaryota, Fungi, Ascomycota, Saccharomycetes, Phaffomycetales, Wickerhamomycetaceae. The record is from RefSeq and is a predicted model, not a curated record. Gene Ontology annotation, biological process: proteasome-mediated ubiquitin-dependent protein catabolic process. Gene Ontology annotation, molecular function: protein binding. Gene Ontology annotation, cellular component: nucleus; cytoplasm. The transcript has a single exon. The coding region runs from base 1 to 783 and encodes 260 amino acids.